AUGGUAACAAAUAAAAGUUAUAAAGAUAUUAAAACUACAGUUUUAAAAUUAAUACUUUAUUUUAUAAUCUUUUGUAACAUCGUUUCUAAUAAAAAGGUAAUGUUUUUAUUUGGAGAAACUGUUUCUCAAUAUGAUGAGGAUGUUCAGAUGAUUACUUCAGAAGAAGCAAAAGUAGAACAUUGGGGAUUAAUGAUGGAUUUAUGUGAUAGAAUAAAUGAAGAAGUUAAGGAUCCAAAACAAGUAAAAAGUUUAUUAACAUCAGUUAAAAAACGCCUUAAUCAUAGGGAACAAAAAGUUAUUAUUUUAGCAGUUGCAUUACUUGAUGCAUUAUGGAAUAAUUGUCCUAUUUUAAGGAAAGAAAUUGCAGACAAGAAAUUUGUCGAACAAAUUAAAUACCUUUGUACAGGAAGUGAUUUUACUGUAGGAGAAAAAAUGCGUAUUGCACUGGCAUUAUAUAAUGAAUUAAAAGAAGAAGGUUUUUCAUUUGAAAACGAAACUGAAAUAGCUAAGAAAAAGGCUAUGGAACAAAAAUUUAGUGAUAACCCUGAUUAUGUAACUUCACCAGAAGAAGAAGAAGCUUUAAUGAAAGCUAUUGCUUUAUCAUUAGAAGAUGCUGAAAACAAAGGAAAAAAAACAAAAAUUAAAGAAAAUUCAUUUUAUCCUAGUAUGCCUAAUAAUGAAAAUAAUAGAGAUAUAAGUAAUUUAACUCCUACACCUGUAACAUCAAAAUCAAGUGAUAUUUUAGCAAACGAAAAAAAAGUACGUGUUUUGUAUGAUUUUGAAGCUAGUGAAGACAAUGAAUUAACAAUAUUUAUGAAUGAUAUUGUUACUGUUACAGAUGAUUCUGAUGCAAAUUGGUGGAUGGGAUAUUCUUCUCGUGGUAAAGGUUUAUUUCCAGCAAGUUUUGUUACAACAGAACUUGUUGAAGAAAAAGAAGAAAUUCAUAAUAUUAGUAGUAUAUCAAAAGCUCCAGUUCUUGAUAUGGAAUUACUUGAAAAAUGUAUUGCAUUAUUUGAAGAUUUAGAUCCUGCUGAUAGUUCAACUGAUCCUCCAGAAUUAGAAGAGUAUGAAGCACAAGCUGCUGCCAUGGCACCACUAGUUGAUGAGAAAAUAGUUGAAAUAGAUUCUCAAUUAAUGCAAUUAGCUGAACUAAAUGCUGCAAUUCGAAGUGCACUAGCUACUUAUGAUGAAGUUGUACAUAAACAAUCACAAACUAACUAUGGAUUGCAAAAUGGUGGUUAUAAUAACACCUGGAAUCAACAAAUUAUGAAUGGAAUAUCACCACAAGUUCCAUAUCAAGGACCUUUACAACAACAAAUGCCAUAUUCACAACAGCAUGUACAACAGUAUCAAAAUAAUACUCCUCAAUUUCCUCCUACACCAAUGCAGUCAAAUGACGGUCAAAUGUUAAAUUAUUCCCAUCAACAAUUUCCCCAACAAAUUCAACAGCAUAAUCCAAUUGGUAAUCAACAACAAAUACACUAUCAAAAUCCUGGACAACAACAAUAUCAACAUUACAAUCCAAACCAAAAUUACCAGUCAUAG
Molecule: messenger RNA, 1545 nt
Organism: Strongyloides ratti
Lineage: Eukaryota; Metazoa; Nematoda; Chromadorea; Rhabditida; Strongyloididae
Product: Jak pathway signal transduction adaptor molecule
Exons: 5
Coding region: 1-1545 (514 amino acids)
Biological process (GO): protein transport to vacuole involved in ubiquitin-dependent protein catabolic process via the multivesicular body sorting pathway
Cellular component (GO): ESCRT-0 complex
Molecular function (GO): phosphatidylinositol binding; ubiquitin binding
Source: RefSeq, a predicted model, not a curated record